Messenger RNA from Ustilago hordei, 1713 nucleotides. RefSeq lists its product as uncharacterized. The transcript has a single exon. The record is from RefSeq and is a predicted model, not a curated record. Gene Ontology annotation, molecular function: protein binding. Bases 1 to 1713 code for a protein of 570 amino acids. Lineage: Eukaryota; Fungi; Basidiomycota; Ustilaginomycetes; Ustilaginales; Ustilaginaceae.
AUGUCUCGCCCUUCGACACCAAGCAAAGAGUCCGACCCCGUCAUGAAGGGAACUCGCCCCAAUCGCGGAUCCUCGUCAUCUGCGGUCAACGGCACAACCACCACCCAGGCCACGGAAGCCUCCUCGGAUGAAAAACAAGAAGCGCAACAACUGAAAAGCCAAGGCAACUCGUAUUUCUCCUCCAAAGAAUACUCUAAAGCCAUCGAUUCCUUCUCUAGCGCCCACCAACUCGAUCCUUCCGAUUCCACCUUCCUCACCAACCGAGCCGCCGCCCAGAUGAGUCUCAAAAUGUACAAGCAGGCGCUUUCCGACUGUCAGCUUGCGAAAGAUAUCCAGGCGAAACAGUCUCCCGAUCGUGUUGCACAGCCCAAGACGCUCAUCAGACUUGCUAGGUGUCAUCUCUACCUCGGAAACCCUUCCGGGGCCUUGUCCGUGCUUAGCCCUGUUCUAGACUCACCCACCGCGCCCCAUGGUUUGGAUCAGCCGACCAAGAAGCAAGCCAUUCAGCUGCAGAAGCAAGCUACCAGUGUUGCGCACCACUUAGCAUCCUUCCAAUCGCUCUCUUCGCAAGCCGAUUGGUCACUGGCUGGCUUUGCCCUCGACCAGGCCCAACAGCACGCCCGUAUUGCCCAAGCUGAUGCUCCAGUUGCAUGGCGAAUCAUGCGAGCGACAGUGCACUUGCAUAAGAACAAUCUCGACCAAGCCAAUGGUCUCCUUGCUGAUGCUCUUCGAGCUGAUCCUUCCAAUCCAGAAGCACUCUUGGUUCGUGCUAGGAUUCUGCUGGCCAAGGGUGACCUUGCAAAAGCCGUUGCGCAUUGUCAAGCUGCACUCCGAUCCGAUCCGGAAGAGUCGGGUGCGAGGCAUCUUUUGAAGAAGUGCAGAAAGUUGCAAGACAACAAGGAGCAAGGUAACUCUGCCUUUAAGCAAGGUGAUCAUGCUCUCGCAGUGCAAACUUUCACCCAGGCCUUGCGGCUGGCAGAGGAGAAUAGCGACAAAGAUGGUCCAGCUGCAGGCUUUAAAGCGAUUCUCUACUCCAACCGCGCAACUGCCAAUUCCAAGAAUGGUGAUCAUCAAGCGGCGAUUAAAGAUUGCGAUGCUGCACUGCAACUUGAUUCUGGGUAUGUCAAAGCCUUACGUACUCGUGCUAGAGCCUUGCUUGCAACAGAGCAAUACGAGGAUGCCGUGAGGGAUUUCAAGAGGGCCUUGCAAGAAGCAAGUCUAGCCGGAGGAAAGCAGGUUGAGCAACUAAAGUGUGAGUUGAGAAGCGCCGAGAUCGAUUUCAAGAGGAGUAGGAAGAAGGAUUACUACAAAAUCUUGAAUCUUGCUAAGACGGCAAGCGAGAGCGACAUUAAGAAGGCCUAUAGGAAGGAAAGUUUGAAACAUCAUCCUGAUAAGGGAGGCGACGAGGAAAAGUUUAAGCUUUGCUCCGAAGCCUAUGCCGUACUGUCCGACGAGAAUAAGAGGAGAAGGUAUGAUGCUGGCGCUGAUGAUUUGGAGCAUGAUGCCUUUCCAGGGGGAAUGGCAGGCAUGGGAGGCAUGGGAGGCAUGGGUGGUAUGGGUGGUAUGGGUACCUUUGGCGGUCCGGGUGGUGUGGAGAUUAAUUUGGCUGAUCUGUUUGGUGCUGGCGGCGGGAUGGGCGGCAUGGGUGGUGGGGGUUUCUCAGCAGGACAGAGGAGAGGCGCAAGACCUCCCCCUGGCUUCCACUUCGGUUGA